AUGUCCGACGACAACACAACCACCUCAUACUACUACAGCUCAGCCAAAACGACCACAACCGGCAAAGAAACUACCGGCCAUCGUUACACAACCGCCUCCCACACUGACCCAUCUGGGAACACCGUUGUACGCACUGCGCACCAAGAUCUCGGUGAACCCGCCACCUAUGAGGAACGCUGCUUCGAUCGAACGGGCCAGGAACUCGUAUCUUCGAAAUCCGGCACAGGAGCCGGCAUAGAUUCCAGUGGAGGCGGUGGCUCCCGACGAAUUAUUCAAGAUAUGACAGACCAGGAUUUUAACUACGAUUUAACAUCGACCGGUGCAGGAUACUUCCCUGUCAAAUUUCAGGCCGCAGGAUUCAAACGUUGCGGCUACAAAUUCACCGGCUGA
Messenger RNA from Talaromyces stipitatus ATCC 10500, 390 nucleotides. RefSeq lists its product as uncharacterized. The record is from RefSeq and is a predicted model, not a curated record. NCBI's taxonomy places the organism in Eukaryota, Fungi, Ascomycota, Eurotiomycetes, Eurotiales, Trichocomaceae. The transcript has 2 exons. The coding region runs from base 1 to 390 and encodes 129 amino acids.